ACAGGGAACAUGAUGGCUGCGCUACAGGCAGCUCUGAAGAACCCUCCUAUCAACACAAAGAACCAGGCAGUGAAGGAUCGUGCAGAAAGUAUUGUCCUGAAGGUCCUCAUCUCUUUCAAAGCCAACGAUAUUGAGAAGGCGGUGCAGUCGCUGGACAAGAACGGCGUCGACCUGCUGAUGAAGUACAUCUACAAAGGCUUCGAGAGCCCCUCUGACAACAGCAGCGCUGUGCUGCUGCAGUGGCACGAGAAGGCUCUGGCUGCUGGAGGAGUAGGGUCCAUUGUCCGUGUUUUGACUGCCAGGAAGACGGUUUAAACCCAGCGAGGAGUGUUUGUCUGCCAUCCCGCGGCGUGGGAAAUGCUGGUACCAACCAAAUGCCAUUGCUGCCCCGUGGGCAGCACCUGUCUCUCAGCUUUGCCUUCUUGCUGCUUCUUUCAUACCUGACAAAUAACGCAUAUCGUGAUCUCUCUCUUUUACUUUUUUGGUUAAAUUCUGGAAAAUGAUGAAGGUGCAAUUUUAUUUCUAACAGGAAUAUUUGGUACUCGUGAUGAACAUUUCAGUGACACGUAGAAGCGACUUAUACAACUUUAUGUUGAGGAUGAUUUGCAUUUGUGUAGAAUUAUGCCAGAUUUGGACCUGACUUUCCAAGCAAAUGCUGAGGGACGUAGGGCAAUGUCUUAAUUCUUUUCACUAGCCAAGCAGUGUUUUGAUCUAAGAUCUAUAUUUGAGAAGUGGGGCAGCUAUUAAUAUAAGUAACUGGACCAUAUUUCCUUUGGUCAGCCUCUGAACCUACAGCCGUGAAUA
Antrostomus carolinensis (chuck-will's-widow) is the source of this 804-nucleotide messenger RNA. RefSeq names its product actin-related protein 2/3 complex subunit 5. Gene Ontology annotation, biological process: regulation of actin filament polymerization; Arp2/3 complex-mediated actin nucleation. The transcript has 3 exons. The record is from RefSeq and is a predicted model, not a curated record. NCBI's taxonomy places the organism in Eukaryota, Metazoa, Chordata, Aves, Caprimulgiformes, Caprimulgidae. The coding region runs from base 10 to 315 and encodes 101 amino acids. Gene Ontology annotation, cellular component: actin cytoskeleton; Arp2/3 protein complex.